This is a messenger RNA of Zychaea mexicana, 1576 nucleotides long. RefSeq lists its product as uncharacterized. The record is from RefSeq and is a predicted model, not a curated record. Gene Ontology annotation, cellular component: Golgi apparatus. The coding region runs from base 182 to 1306 and encodes 374 amino acids. The transcript has 8 exons. Lineage: Eukaryota; Fungi; Mucoromycota; Mucoromycetes; Mucorales; Lichtheimiaceae.
CUUUUUCCGUUCCUCUCUUUCUCUUUCCUCUUCUUCUUUUAUUGUUUUCACCCUCGCUUAUGACCUUUUACUGUAAAUCCUAAAGCUUUCCAUCGACUUUCUAUUUCCAAUUGUACCAUUGACUCCAAUUAGCAUCGCGAUCACUAAAAAAAAGGAAAGAAAAAUAUACAAAUCGACAGAUAUGUGGAUCGUUACACGGAUUUUUGGUGAUUCAUGGUGGACACGAGCCAUCUUUGUCAACAUCCUCGUGCAAGCCGCCCUCGCCAUCCUCUUUGAAGCUGUCAUUUUCAAUUAUCAUGCCGACACAAUCGAUAUCAUCAACCAGCAACGGCUGAACGAGCAACACUACGGACAAAACUUGCUGACAGCCUAUGCCAAUGCACGCUCAUUACUCGUGUACUUUACAUUAUUCAUCAUUGCGCAGAUAUUCACUGUCGUUCUGGUUCUUGAUGCGAUAUAUCAAAAGAACACCAUUGAGCUUAUUGCCUUGGUUGCAUUUGAAGUCGGCAUGAGCGCUUACUCGCUUAUCCAGUACCAUCAGUCAUCCAAUCUAUUCAGUGACACGUCUGAUCCAAACGUCAACUUGGUCGUUAACUUUCUAGGAGACUCGCUCCAUGCAUCCAGCUGGGCUGAAAUCACCCAAAUCUGUUUAAUGAUCAUCAGCAGCAUCAUUUUCAUCUUUCUCGCGUACAAGCUGUACUUGGAGUUUGGCUGGCACAUUUACAAAAAGAUAGGCGCUGAUCUUGCGAUGCGAGACCGCUACAAGAUGUAUCAAAUCUUCAUGAUGCUUUUGAAGUUUGACUUUUUCUUUUUUCUCGGAUUCUCUAUCCAGUACCUGGCCUUGUUUAUCGUUGCAUGGUGGCCAGAAGCAGACACACCAGAGCAAACGACGGAGCUAAUCAAAAAGUUGAUUGAGCAUAUUGCACUGAGCUGUCUGGUCACUGUAGUCAUGCUGCUUCUUGCUUACAUGGGUCUUCGCCGCGAAUGCAAGUGGCAUCUGUAUACUUUUAGCGCAUUAUCCACAGCCAGUAUGGCGUAUUUCAUUUACGUGCUGGUGCAAAUCUCCCAAGAGCCGCAAAAGUUUGUCGGUUCCAAGGCAUUCCUUACCUUCUUCUUAUGCGUAGAUAUGGUUUUAAUAUUGGUUACUGUUCCCAUAUCGAUGAUCUGUGUCCGAAACUUUAACCAUGGUUUAAUUAACCACAUCUCACAUGCCACUGGAGCGGCAACAUCCUCACACUCUAUGGGCCCCAUGGGGGGCGACAGAGAAGAGAAAGUCGAAUCGCCACAGCGGUGGUCGAUCGAGUAAAAAAAAAGGUUUCUUCAAUAAUAUACACUUUCUUCUCCCCAUUCUCUGUGACGAUGACUAGUAAUUAAUGGAUUUUUUCUGGAACUAGUUUGGCUACAUGAUCAUAUCAGCGCCCACAACCUCUUCUUCCGACUAUCACGCUUCGUCCAUCCUUAUUACUACAUGUUUACUUAUAUUACUACCUACUACUAUCCAUUUAAUCAUUACUUACUACUUUCUAUAUAUACUACAACAAUACUCAAAAUACAAUUAUGAGCAGAAAAGUAUUUC